AUGAAGCUGCUCUGCUGCUUCUUCCUCCUGUGGCUUGGCCUGGCGGGCAGCCUGGCUCAGAGCGACCCCAGCCUCAAGGGAGAGGAGUCUUACUCGGACUGGGGCCUGCGACACCUGCGGGGCAGCUUCGAGUCGGUCAACAGCUACGUUGAUUCCUUCAUGGAGCUCCUGGGAGGGAAGAACGGGGUCUGUCAGUACCGGUGCCGAUAUGGAAAGGCGCCAAUGCCCAGACCUGGCUACAAACCUCAGGAGCCCAAUGGUUGCGGUUCCUAUUUCCUGGGUAUCAAGGUACCAGGAAGCAUGGACUUGGGCAUUCCAGCAAUGACCAAGUGUUGUAACCAGCUGGAUGUCUGCUAUGACACCUGUGGUGCCAACAAAUACCGCUGCGAUGCAAAAUUCCGAUGGUGUCUUCACUCCAUCUGCUCUGAUCUCAAGCGGAGCCUUGGCUUUGUCUCCAACGUGGAAGCAGCCUGUGAUUCUCUGGCUGACACUGUGUUCAACACCGUGUGGACCUUGGGUUGCCGGCCCUUUAUGAACAGUCAGCGGGCAGCUUGCAUCUGUGCAGAGGAGGAGAAGGAAGAGUUGUGA
This is a messenger RNA of Cricetulus griseus (Chinese hamster), 588 nucleotides long. The record is from RefSeq and is a predicted model, not a curated record. NCBI's taxonomy places the organism in Eukaryota, Metazoa, Chordata, Mammalia, Rodentia, Cricetidae.